CUCGCAGCCUGGGCGUCCGUUUAAAACCGGCCAGCGCUUCUACGCAAAUUCUGCUCCAACUUCAACAACAGAAUUCCAGCAGCCGCAGUUACGACAACGUCCCCCAGUUCCACUGUUUUCCAGCUCUAGCAAUAACAUUCCACAUCAACAGAACAACGCAAAUAUGGCAGGUAGGCUUCGCACCUUCCGCGAGUCUGACUGCGAGCUCACCUUCCCCGCAGACCUCAACAGCAACAACUCGUUCGAUUCGGGCGCAAGCCUGAUGCCCACUUUCCAGAACGAGUGGUCCAUGGACCCCAUGUCUACAUUCACGGCGAUCAACAACCACUCCUUCGCCGCUGGAUCUACACGGACCGUAUCUCCCAAAGACAUCUUUGCUGAUCCCUUUGGGCUCGAUUCCCUUGGAUCUGCUCCUCCAUCUGCGGCGUUCACAAACUUGACUUCUCCCGAUCUUAAUGACUCUCCGUUCAUUGACCCCUACGACUGCUCUCCUGCAUUCCACGGAGAUAGCCUGAGCUCCGAAUGGCCCUCCUUGUUCCCCGACGAAGAGUCUAGGGUCAUUGAGACUGUUCGCACGGCUGCACCUGUCCCUCUUCCCAUGGAACGUACUAUCAGCAACCAGUCGAUGGAGCGAUCCAGCUCCUCCAGCAACGGCUCCCCCUACAUUUUGAACGGCUCAUUUGGAAGGAAGUCCUCGAUCACAAACUCACCUGUCACAAACGGCAUCAGCAAGUCUCGUCGUCGAAAGGGUCCCCUCCCUGCGAUUGUCCCUGACCCUCAGGAUAAGAUUGCCUACAAGCGAGCUCGCAAUACUCUUGCUGCCCGUGAGUCUCGACAGAGGAAGUUUGCCCAUGUCGAGGAUCUUGAGAGGCGCAAUUCCGAGCUUGAGGCUGAGAUUGAAAAAUGGAAAAAUAUUGCUCUGGCUCAUGGUUACAGUGAAUCAUGA
Dothidotthia symphoricarpi CBS 119687 is the source of this 946-nucleotide messenger RNA. RefSeq names its product cross-pathway control protein 1. Lineage: Eukaryota; Fungi; Ascomycota; Dothideomycetes; Pleosporales; Dothidotthiaceae. The transcript has a single exon. Gene Ontology annotation, biological process: regulation of DNA-templated transcription. The coding region runs from base 164 to 946 and encodes 260 amino acids. Gene Ontology annotation, molecular function: DNA-binding transcription factor activity. The record is from RefSeq and is a predicted model, not a curated record.